UUCGUGUUUUCACUUGCGCUUGCCUGUCUGCCAGCCUGCCAGUGUGCCUGCCUGUGCUCAGCGUCAGAAAGAGAGAGGGUGAGAGGAGCCUGUGUCGUUUGUCGCAGUCGUCGUCUAGUGGUUGUUUUUUUUCGUCAAUUGAUUAUGGUGUGAGAUUUUCCUACUUCCCCAUUCAGCAGUCAGUGGGUCGUUGUCAUUGCGCGAAGAAACAACAGUAACAGUAGCAGCAAAAAGGAAAACAAUAGUUGGUGCAGUUCGCGAAACGCACACAAAAUACAAACUAACGCACACCGGGAGUCAUCCUUUAUCGGUCGUAGACGGUUUGUGUGUCCUGUUCGAUGAUCGAAACCGGCUGGUUGCCCCCAAUAGUAUGCAGAAAAGUGUGUAGUACUAUUACACCGUGCGUAGUGUUUAAUAACAAGGAAUAAAAGAAAAUAAAAGAAAAUACGCGAAGCAAAUCGUGUAGAAAACAAGAAAAGCAAACAGGACGACCUGAAGGAAACGGAAGAAGGCACUUGUCUGAAAGUUUAAUGUGGUUAAGGCAGUUUUCGUUACGAAACGUGGAGCAAAUCGACUUUUGUCACGCGGGCGACCACGAAUCAAUCAAACAAAUGUUACUGAAAGUAUUUAUUUGAAUAGUGAACAGAAGAAAAGUUUUGAAGAGAACAGCACUUUGUGACAGGCAGUUUAGAGCACGGGUACAAAUCUACCCGAUUUAUCGUGAAAAAAUAGUGAACGUAGUAACCAAGUGUAUGCAAAAUUGGGCAAUGUGGUUCACGACUUUGUUGAAAAUUCCGAAAAGUGUAGCACGUGGAGAGCAUGAAUAGGAUUAACAGUCACAAAGGAAGGGUCCGAUCGGUGCGGCGCGCGUUAUGAGCUCGUGAAAUUCGCAUCCACCGCGCGUAUAAUUUCAGUUUUUGCAACCAAGUUGUUCAGUUACAUACCCUUCCUUGAGAGUAGAAAUCUCAAUUACGAAAGCCAGUGAAUAGUACAAAUUUUUCGAUAAUUUUUCUCGUAUAAGUUAACGUAAUUUAUUUCGCCAACCGCGGAAGUAAAGAACCAACACCACAAAGUGUGAUAUAUUAGAGAGAAAUAAAAGGCUCGGAUAACGUGAAAAGCAAUCAACUGUACCACCAACCUCCUGAACUAGUAUUGGAUACUCCACACAGCUAAAAAUCAGCUAAAUGGAAUUAGCACGUAAAAGAUAUAAAAGUAGCCGGGGUCCGGUGCUAAGGUCAAGCGAACGUCGCCGUCCACAGAGUAUAUCGUCAUCCACCUCCACAUUGCUGCCCCGAGUGGUGCUCAACCGCAUAGAUCCUCGCGAGUUCGAUCGUAUCCGCGUCUCAUACAAGGUUGCCAUCCGCAGCACCCGCAACAGUCGUACCAGCAGUAGUGUUCACCCUGGUAUGACAAUGGGCCAAAAGAUUAGCGGAGGUGUUAAAACGGUCAGCAGCCGCGACCAACCAUCGCCAUUCAUUCCGAAGAUUCCUCGCGAACUAGCAGCGCACUUCCAGCGGCCAGCUCGUCUCGAUCUCCUGCUUGACAUGCCCCCGGUAGCACGGGAAACUCAGGUCAAGUACUCCUGGAAUUCGGAGGAUCGCUCGCUGAACGUGUUCGUGAAGGAGGAUGACAAGAUGACAUUCCACCGGCAUCCGGUGGCGCAGAGCACAGACUGUAUACGAGGCAAGGUGGGCUUCACGAAGGGUCUACACGUGUGGGAAGUGUUCUGGUCGACGCGGCAGCGCGGUACUCAUGCUGUGAUCGGUGUUGCCACCUCUGAGGCACCACUACACUCCGUAGGUUAUCAAAGUUUAGUCGGAUCUAACGACCAGAGCUGGGGCUGGGACCUGGGGCGCAAUAUGCUGUAUCACAACUCGAAAACCUGCCCCGGCGUGACGUACCCUGCGAUACUGAAACCAGACGAGACCUUCCUAGUGCCGGACAAAUUCCUGGUGGCGUUAGAUAUGGACGAGGGCACGCUCAGCUUCAUCGUCGACGGCCAGUAUCUGGGGGUGGCAUUCCGGGGGCUGAAGGGCCGAAAGUUGUACCCGAUCGUGUCCGCCGUCUGGGGGCACUGCGAAAUUACGAUGAAAUACAUCGGUGGCCUCGAUCCCGAACCGCUGCCACUGAUGGACCUCUGCCGACGAGUCAUCCGUCAAAAGAUCGGCCGGACGCACCUUGAGGAACGCAUCGAACACCUCCAGCUGCCGCAGUCAAUGAAAACCUAUCUGCUGUAUCGGGACCGAAGAUAAUAGGAAACCCAAUAGCCGACUAUUAAUUAUUUAAUAAAAAUAAUUAUCGCUUACUAUUAUUAUUAUUGGCUAGAUAUUAAUUUCUCCUCUCGGAUUAACGGAACACGUAGAGACGCGCGAGGACUAGAAUGGUGACGAAAGCCGGUCGGGUUAGCGCGUGACUUGUAAUUGAUAACAUGCUAGGCAACGUGUUCUAUCUGAGCUUUCAGGAUAGGAAAAAAAAGUAAUACAAUGAUAGUUUUCGGUUCUGUUCGCCAGCAAACUGACAGACUUUGUGCGAAUAGGGAUUUCGAUUCCGCCACUCCCAACAAUCUCACAAACACUUUUUUUUAAUAUACGGACUCUGCGAUAAGUAAAACUUAAGGGAAAUAGUAACACUAGGAGAAAAAAAAAACAGAUGAAGUAACAAAAAUUUAAGUAUAUAUAUUGGAGAAAAAUAUAUGGAAAAAGGCAAAAAUAUUUUCACUUUUAAAAAGCUGUAAAAAGGAAGGAAGAAAACUUGUAAGAUAGAAUAAUUCGAAAUCAAAAAGCGCAAACUACACUUUUUUGAUUUCAGCAAUUGUAAAAUAACUAAGAGAGGAAAAUGGCUGAAUUUCCCUUCCAAACCUUGGAUCCCCUCCGUACACCCUCAUCUUAUUCCUUUUUGAGUAAGCUCAGCAAAAGGCAUAAUGUGUUCUGUUUUUUAAGCUUUUAAUCUGUAACAUAUAGAUCAUCGCAAGUGAAAAACCGCAAGCAAACGUCGAAACAGACUAAGAAAUAGUUUAAACAAGAAAACAAAUCGCUAAAUUUUUGCAUUUAUCACCUGAAGCGGGGCUGCGCAUUCGCAUCUCGGCCGAAGAUGAUCUGUUCUUCCAACAAGAGAAAAAAAACCAUCGUUUGAAACGGCAAUUCGUGUUAGGAAAGAGGCCAGAUAAAAUGUACUAUUUAUUUACAAUACAAGUCUAAGUAAACAAUCACAACAUUUGCACACCCCCAAAAGUUGAGGGCCCUGGAGAUUUUUUCGGUUGGGUGAAAUUCAGGUACACAAUAGAACAUUCUACUGCCAUCGAUCCUUGUGGUAGAAUGAUGUAAAGACCCAAUCGCAUCAGUCUCUCAAAAGUCUGCACGACUCUGGAAUUAACGCGAAUGACCGAAUGCAAAAUAUACAAAUAAAAAAAAAAAGAAAACAAAACGAAUAAAGUACCAGAAUCUGUUCGCAGCAAUAACAACAACAACCGACUUUUGCAUUUCUUUCUUUCUUUUUGUAGAAGUUUAUUAGGAUGUAACCUUAGCAAGCACACAGAGAGUAAACAAAGAAAAACGAAAUAGAAAACGAAUCGAAAAUUGACAAAAUUAAAAAAGGAACACAACAAGGAUAAGACAGACAAGAAAUCCGUGUGAUUUUUUUAUUAUUAUUUGAAGUGAUUUAAAUUUAGAUUGAUUAAAUACAACUUUAUACAACUAACAUGAAAGUGAGAUAUUGGCUAACACUGAUGAAUAGAGUGAGAACGAAUGUGCGUGAAAGGCAACAGAUAGGAAGCAACCAGACACACAAAUAAGUUAAUUGGUAGAAGUGAAAAAAGUGAUCGAUGAGGAGAAGCAAGGAAACUGUAGUUUUGUAAGAAUAUUCAUUAUGAGCGUGAGUGAGCGAGACACGAAAAUUGCAUCCAAGUAGGCGAGUAAUGUUUUCAUUUUUUUUCCAAUGUGAGCGCGAUUGUGGAUGAACGUGAAUGCGAGAGGCUCAGUCAAAGUGGGACUAUUCUACUAGCAGUAUGAAGCAAAUAAGUGAAACAGAAAACAAAACUAUCGAAUUAGUUGCGAAAGUCGAUCAAAUCACAGAACAUUUCGAUUACAUAUAUUGAGAAACGCAAACUAGAAAUACCGAACAAGGACGAUGCAACAGGGGAGCUUCCUAGUCGGUCGAUCACAGUGAGAAAAGCCAAUUUUGGAUGACUCUUGUUUUCGAAGAGUGCGUAGAUUCACGACGAUACUAAAUGAACGGCAAAUUGACCGACUACAGCAACCCGAUGGCAUGAACAAAUGAGAAUAAUUUGAAUGAAUCCUCCGUCUUUAAUUUCUUCUCUUUAAAACAGCCUUACUGCUGGAAGCUGAAUCAUUCAGUUUGGUUGAAACGUUUUCAGUAAUUCAGCAAUAAGGACAAAAGUGUAACUUUGGCAGCUUUACAAAUGCACGAUUUAGUCGCCUUCUGAACAGUUCCUUCUGCACGGAUCGCCGCGGAAACGGGCAGUAACCGACUAUUUUAUUUAUUGUUAACCGGAAAUUCUUGUUGCCAUAAAUCAAACCGACAUCACAUCGUAGUUACUGCAAAAUGAUACCAAUAGAGAGGGAAAGAGAAAAUUAAACACAGCGGAAGGAGCAGUGCAGAGGAAAGUUUGAAAUUGCAGAGAUUAUGAGUUUUGUACAAACAUCGCAAAAGAAAAAGUGAAAUCCGACAGAAAUGCCAACAAAUUGUGAAGUGAUUUGUCCUAUUUUUAGGUUUCUUUGUAUAAAAAUCCCCCUUCUCUUCUGUUUAUCUCUUUUUCUUUGUUCAAUUUAUUUUCAUUUUUGAUUAUUAUAGUAUAAAAUGCUUAAAACAAGAGAAAUAGUCAAAAUAUAGAUAAAUGAUUUUUAUA
This is a messenger RNA of Sabethes cyaneus, 4864 nucleotides long. It is a transcript of the gene gus, whose product is annotated as protein gustavus. Gene Ontology annotation, cellular component: SCF ubiquitin ligase complex. Bases 1185 to 2252 code for a protein of 355 amino acids. Lineage: Eukaryota; Metazoa; Arthropoda; Insecta; Diptera; Culicidae. The record is from RefSeq and is a predicted model, not a curated record. Gene Ontology annotation, molecular function: protein binding. Gene Ontology annotation, biological process: proteasome-mediated ubiquitin-dependent protein catabolic process. The transcript is spliced from 3 exons.